AUGGAUUCACCACAGAAACUUAUGGAGAAUUAUCCUCCAGGUACACCAUUACAUCAAGUUUCUCCUGAACGCAUCAAUCAACAAAAACAAUGGGAUCUACCUCAAUCUCCGACGGGCGAAAAGAAAGCCAGCAAACAUUCAAGAGAUAGUUCAGUCAACGAUAAGAUUGCACAGUUUAAUUCAUUGGCUUAUCAAAGCAAGCAACUGGAAAGAAAAACAAAUGAUGCUGCGUUGAAACGCGCAAUGGUUGGGAGGGAGGAAGCAGAGAGUGAGAUGCGCCGAUAUAGAGAUGAAGCUAGAAUAUUGAGAAGACAGAUGGAGGAAGGAAAGGAACGAGAAAGAAAGGUCGGAGAGAGACUUGAGAGUGUUAUGGAAAAUUAUGGUCGAGCCAAGGAAACACAUUCACAUACACAAGCAUUAUGGGAGAAAGAAAUUCGACGAGCUCGAAAAGAAGGCUUUAAGUCACAGUCCGUCGUGGUCAAAGUGCAAGAAGAACUCAAAGCUUCAAGAGAUACAUUAAGGAUGGUUCAAGGUGGCUUGGAGCAGGAAAAGGAUCGCAGUUCGAAGAGAGAACAAGAAGCAUUUUCGGCAAAAUAUCAACUUGUGCGAGUACAGGACGAAUUAGUGGAAGUACAGGAAGAAUUGGUGCGGUUACAAGAGAGGAUUCAGGUGGUGGAACAGGAAAGGGAUCUCUUCAAGACGAUUGCCAAGAAUGAAGAAUUCGCCAGAAUUGCCGCAGAAGGACGAAUACAAUCACCACAAUCUACCAAGGAUGAUAAAAUCUCAUCACCAAAGAAGGUCAGAAGAUCAAUAGAUACUUUUGCACCUCUUUCAUCUCCGGCUGUUCAGGAAGAACUCGAUGAUCUUAGACUAAAGCUGGAAUGGGAGAUUCAAAGAGCAAACAGAGGCCUUGAUCAAGUCGAGUUCUUGGAGAUGGAAUCUAGCUUACAUGUGUGCGAUCCAAAGUCCAACAAAAGAAAGUCAACCGAUACACAAGAACUUUAUGAUGAUUCAACAAGACAAGCCAAAGCUCCAAGAACAAGCACUGUUUUUGUUCCAUCCGAAGGCAUAUUCAAAUCAGUACCUGAAGAGUCCUCAAAUUCGAUGGAGGAUGCGUCCUCGAAAUCCGACACUCAUUUCGAAAAGCUAUCGGAAUAUUCUGCCCACCCCCAAAGAGCAGUAACACCAUCUUACGAUCCACCCGCCGUCGCUCUGAUGUCCGGUCCCAAUACCUCCCUCCUUUCAAUCUUCGAUGAAGUCGACAGUCCAAAAACUACCCGGUCUCUUCGAAGCCCCAUCAAUCUACCCGAAGCCAAAGUCGACGAUGAGACGAAUCCUGAAGACUUAAACGGCUCCUCCUCAAUCACAAUCCACCACCCCCACUCCCAUCAACAUCACCACGAACCAACCUUCCAUACUGUCUCGACUACAACCCGUGUUCCCCUUGCCGACCCCUCGGAAGACCAAGCACAUGCCACAACCCCAAAAACACCAACUGCCUCCACUCCUCCAAACAACAACAAUACCCCAGCUCUAGGCCGAACAGUGUCAAGAGAAGAAGCUCUAGCAAUGAUCCAAGAAAGAAGAGGUAGAGCAAGAAGUUUAGCAAAUGGAACAAUGACGCCUAGAAAACAAAUGGUAGAGGGUGGAAAUCGAAGAGAUAUCAGUGCGCCAGCUGGAGGUCUUACGCCUGGGAGGGGAAGAAGUAAUGUUAAAUCUCGAUAG
Messenger RNA from Sclerotinia borealis F-4128, 1725 nucleotides. Lineage: Eukaryota; Fungi; Ascomycota; Leotiomycetes; Helotiales; Sclerotiniaceae. The record is from the annotation of a GenBank genome assembly.